Xylaria bambusicola is the source of this 3523-nucleotide messenger RNA. RefSeq names its product kinase-like domain-containing protein. Gene Ontology annotation, molecular function: protein serine/threonine/tyrosine kinase activity; protein serine/threonine kinase activity; ATP binding. The transcript is spliced from 2 exons. The record is from RefSeq and is a predicted model, not a curated record. Gene Ontology annotation, biological process: chromosome segregation; protein localization to kinetochore; meiotic spindle assembly checkpoint signaling. Gene Ontology annotation, cellular component: nucleus; kinetochore; spindle. NCBI's taxonomy places the organism in Eukaryota, Fungi, Ascomycota, Sordariomycetes, Xylariales, Xylariaceae. The coding region runs from base 300 to 2981 and encodes 893 amino acids.
UCAACCAGCAAUGAGUAAGGCGUGAACUCUGUGGGGAAAGAUGACCAGCCCUGCAAAUGUCCGUCCCAUCCAAACACAUUGCAUCUUCACCUUUGCGACCUGCACCAACAACAGCACAUUCGACACCAACCCCGACCACCAUUCUGGGACGGCCAUGGACGAUUUUCCCACGUACAACAUCCUUUAGAUAGAUUCGAUUGCUCUCCAGAUUGCCGAUUCGACACGCUUCGCCCGUCCGCUCCAUACAUUCCGCACAAUAAACAACACACCCAACAAAAUCAACACCCCCAGCCGCCGCCAUGGCCACUGCAUCGCCCGUGCCCAUCGGCCUCGAUGCUGGCCAAUCCGCCGCUUUAACAAGAAAAUCAUCAUUACGAUCCGGUUUGAGGAGAAACACCUCCCGAUCGGCCCUGAGCCGUGCCGAAUCGAACCCUAUCCCUACCGCUCACGCGUCAUCUCGAUCUCAGUCGCAUUCGCAGCUUCCCGCUGACGGCGACAGCUCCGACGACGAGAUCCCUCAGCCUAUCAAGCUCAGUGCUUUUACCAAAGCACUCUUAAAUGAUGGCGGAGACGAACCAGACAAGGACUACGGCCGUGUCCGCACCCGAGCUCAGAGUCACCGGCCUUCGUCGCCGCCACUACACAUCGAACAGCCAAAACCCGUCAAGCGAAACAUCAAUCUCAGCGCUUCAAUCUCCUCCAUGGGUGAAGAGAGACGUCGCACCCGUGCUACCAGUGCGCAACCAUCCACCCGACAAUCUUCGCCGGCUCGGAGCCAAACCAGUGAGGACGCCGGCCCCGUCCGCAAGCGAGUUGUGCGACUGAGUACUGCAUCAUCACAAGGUUCCGCUGCCUCGGCUGGAUCCAACUUCAAAUCUACCAAAAGACGGUCCACUUCUACUUCAGCUUCGGCAUCAUUAUCAGCCUCUGGGUUACCGAGCAGAACUCGGGCUCCGAGUAUCGACAGAGGAGUCGAAGAGAAAGCCAACAUCUCGGAGAUGAGAGAUCAAGAAAUCAUCACGCCAGGCCAUCAGGGCCGCGUUGUUAGAAUAGUGGGCUCAUCAGGCAGUAAAGGCAGAACUGGUAGCUCUGCAACAUCUUCAAAGAGCGCAGACUCUGCCUCUCACGGGAUGAACGACAUACUAGACGAACCACAAACAGCUUCACGUCAGCAACAAGAAUCAUAUAUCGGAAGUGUUUCUCGCAUAGGCUCUAAUGGCUCUCGAGCUCGAAAUGAUGAGAAUCAAGGGCUGCAAAGCUCCAUGCGGGUCAAGAGGGUAGUUCCUGGGAGCUUUCUCAUCGGACCAGUUCGUCGGGGGCAUAGAAGACAGAGCGAAGAAGAUGCAGAAAAUGCAGACAAUCUGCCUUCCAGUCAGGAUCCCAGCAAUCAGCAACCGCACGGCGAACCAAUCGACAAUCUCGCGGCCUCCUACUACGCUCAAGACCGUCUUAGCUCUGGGAGCCCUAUUAGUGCCAAAUCCCUAGCAAGACUCGGUGUGAGUCGAACAUCGCCUGCAGAACAAAACGAACCUGCCUUACAAUCCCAUAAAAUCUCUAACGAUGAGAUUGUAAUCCCUCCUCCUCCAUCUUGGCCUAAUAUGUCUCUAAGGCGGGACCAAGAAAAUGAAGCCCCGCCAACCUUCAAAAGGGAGAAACCGGCGGACGGCCUUCUACCAGAAACAGAUUUUGUGAAGCCUCCAAGUCGCCCAUUAAGCACGGACCCGAGCGCUCUGCGCAAUCUUUCACCAGAACGAAAACCGUUGGGUUCUCUCAGCCGCAAUACGCCACGCCGUGCCGUCCCGCCGCCACCUCCAAAGAUGUCCAUUUUAGACGCAGCCACAUCUACAGCUGGUGCAGCUACCACAUCUGAAGUACCGAGGCGCCGAAACUAUAUGAAGGUCAACGGAAAAUGCUACUCCCGUCUAGACUGUCUCGGCCGCGGAGGAAGUGGUAAGGUUUACCGAGUGGCUGCCGACAACGGCAAGAUGUUCGCCCUGAAGCGCGUUUCCAUUGAAAAUGCGGAUGAAAGGACAGUUAGAGGCUAUAAAGGGGAGAUUGAUCUUCUCAAAAAGCUGAGUAAGGUCGAACGAGUGAUUACACUUAUCGACUACGAAAUGAACGAUGAAAAGCAAGUUUUGAGUCUUGUAAUGGAAAUGGGUGAACUGGAUCUUAAUACGCUCCUACGUCAAAGGUAUUCUCCAGAGAAUGCCAAGUUCGACCCGGUAUUUGUGCGUUAUGUCUGGCAAGAAAUGCUCGAGUGUAUGGCCGCUGUGCAUGCGUGCGACAUCGUGCAUUCCGAUCUCAAGCCCGCCAAUUUCGUGGUCGUCAAAGGCCGUCUCAAGCUCAUUGACUUUGGCAUCGCCAAUGCAAUCCAGACUGAAGAGACAGUCAAUGUUCAUCGCGAAGCACAAGUUGGAACGCCCAAUUACAUGAGCCCCGAGAGUUUAAUCGAUUUCAACACAGCAGAUUCCAAUGGGCGGCAGAUUAGCAGUCAUUCCACCCUUCCCAGAUUAUGGAAGCUGGGAAAAGCCAGCGAUGUCUGGAGUCUAGGCUGCAUCCUGUUCCAACUGGUAUACGGAACACCACCAUUUGGACAUAUUUCGAACCAGAUGGCUCGUUGCCAGGCUAUCAUUAACUGGGAAUACGACAUCAAGUUCGGGGACCGCGGCAUCGGCGAAGUUCCGGUGCCGGCGAGUCUACUGAGAACUAUGAAGCGAUGUUUGAGCCGCGACCAGCGCCUUCGCCCAACCUGCGAAGAGCUAUUAGCCCCUACAGAUCCAUUCCUAUACCCUGUUGAGACCCCGGAGGGUUCUCUGCCUAUCACGGAAGAAAUGUUGAGCAGGAUCAUCCAGAGCGUGGUAUCGAGGUGCCGCGAGCGGAUGCCCACUGAGGCCGAGGUCUUGAGUGUCUGGCCACAAGCAUAUUGGAGCAGCGUCGCCAAGGCCAUCGGUCAAGACACGAAGUCGGUUCAGGGCAGGUGAUUACACAAUGGCUGCUGGUCAUACUCAAUCGACUUGGCUGGAAGCCAAGUCAACGCACGAAAUCAAAAGCUAUUUGAUAACGAAGAUCUACGACCACGGAAAAAAAGAGAUAUGUAAUGCGGGAGUUCGAAGCAGGGGAGGAGAGAUUAGAAAUUUUGGGGUGUUGGAGAAGAUGGAGGGUUGUGGCAUUAUUGUUCACGGUUUGGAUUCGAGUGUUGGAUACAAUACAUUCAUGUCCUGCCCAUUAUCCCACGGGAAAAAACUGGCUUUGUUUCACUUACGACUUUGGUUUGAGCCGCAGCACUAUAUUCCCCAUCAGUUUUGUGUUUGACCGGGUGGUGUACAUUUUUCCUGCGGCGUUCCGGAGGCAAAACUGGCUGAAAAGCGCUACCUACUUGCUCUUGUAUAGAAAGCAAAUGACCCAGCUAGAUGGCCUUGACGACGAUAAAGACUUCUUGUUCAGCGAUUGCUUCUGCUAGUGCCUCGUCCGAGGACGGCGUAUUAUAUCCCAUUUCUAUAAUAACAAUUCGCCAUUCGUUUUA